CUGACUCGUGCGCUCUUUGCGCCACAGCCGCGCCUCUCCUCUCCAAACCUCCCCGCUCCUCGGUUCCUCACUCCCCGCUGUUGGGAUUUCAAAGGCAAGGGGGUGGGGUCUCUGCCUCCCCAAAUACUUUUCCUCCUGGCAUUUUAAUACCUACACACCAUCCCUGCGCCACCUCAUUCCACCAGUGACACAGAGGCAGAUCGACCCCGCCGCAUUCUCACGUCCGAGCGCUCAUUCCUCACGGCACGGUGAGGCUCCUCUGAAGACGUUUGGGAUAAGCUGCAGAAAACCCUCACCUCACCUUCCUAACUCGGAGCACUGUGUGUGUGUGUGUGUCUGUGUGUGAGUGUGUGUUACGGGACUUUUUGUUGCGGAGCUCUUGCGCCCAGCUGGUUUCUCCAUCCUACCUGUCCCAUCCGUUGCCGGUCCUCGGUGCGUCGUGUCCGGCCAGCAGCGUCCCCAGUUUGAUCCAGUUCCAGCCGAGUCCAGCUGUGAUCAGCCCGUCUGUUAGAUUGGUAUCAUCAGGAUAAAGAUGAGACAGCUCAGAGCACUUUGUGGAUUCAUUCUCCUGACCCUGGCCGUCCUCGCCGCCGCCAGGCCAAAAGCAGGUCCUGAGCAGAAAUGUAAGUCUGGUCCCGUGGACCUGGUCUUCCUCAUCGACAGCUCCCGCAGCGUUAGGCCACAUGAGUUUGAGACCAUGAGGAAGUUCAUGAUUGACAUCCUCAACACCCUGGAUAUUGGACCCAACGCCACCAGAGUGGGAGUGGUUCAGUACUCCAGCCAGGUCCGCAGUGAGUUCUCUCUGAAGACGCACAGCAGGCUGGAGACCAUGGUGAAAGGCAUCAAUCAGAUCAUUCCUCUCGCUCAAGGCACCAUGACCGGGCUCGCCAUCAGAUACGUGAUGAAUGCGGCCUUCACCGCAGAGGAGGGAGACAGGCCAAAGGUCCCCAACGUGGCCGUGAUCGUGACAGACGGACGUCCUCAGGACCGCGUGGCGGAGGUGGCAGCUGAGGCCAGAGAGAAAGGCAUCGAGAUCUACGCUGUGGGGGUGGCCAGGGCCGACAUGACAUCACUGAGAGCCAUGGCAUCCCCGCCAUUCGAAGACCACGUCUUCCUGGUGGAGUCGUUCGAUCUGAUUCACCAGUUUGGACUGCAGUUCCAGGACAAGCUCUGUGGUGUGGAUCUGUGUCUGGAGUCGGAUCACGGCUGCGAGCACAUCUGUGAGAGCUCCCCGGGCUCCUACCACUGCCUCUGUCUGCCCGGAUACACUCUGAACGAUGACGGGAAAACAUGUGCAGCCAUAGAUCUGUGCGCUGAGGGGAAACACGACUGUGAACAAAUCUGCGUCAGCUCUCCUGGCUCCUUCACCUGCGACUGCAACAAAGGAUACAAACUGAAUGACGACAAGAAGACCUGCUCAAUGAUCGACUACUGUUCGUUUGGGAACCACAGUUGUGAUCAUGAGUGUGUGAGUGUGCUCAAUGGCUAUCACUGCCGCUGUAACGAGGGAUACAGGCUGCUGGACGACGGCAAGACCUGCCAGGCCAUUGACCUGUGCGCUGAGGGGAAACAUGACUGUGAACAAAUCUGUGUCAGCGCACCGGGCGUCUUCACCUGCGACUGCAACGAAGGAUACACACUCAAUGAGGACAAGAAGACCUGCACACCCAUUGACCUGUGUGCUGAGGGAAAGCACGACUGUGAACAAAUCUGCAUCAGUGCACCGGGCACCUUCACCUGCGACUGCAACAAAGGAUUCAAACUCAACAAAGACAAGAAGACCUGCACAAACAUGGACCUGUGUAACACAGUGGAGCACGGCUGUGAGCACCAGUGUGUGAGCACUCCAGGAUCUUACUACUGCAUCUGUCCAGAGGGACAGCUGCUGCAGGAGGACGGCAAGAGCUGCGGCACCUGCAAGUCUGCCAACAUUGACCUGGUGCUUCUGAUCGACGGCUCCAAGAGCGUCCGCCCUCAGAACUUUGAGCUGGUCAAAAAGUUUGUCAACCAGGUUGUGGACUCUCUGGACGUGUCUGCUCAUGGUACCAGAGUCGGUCUGGUCCAGUACUCCAGCCGGGUCAGGACGGAGUUCCCUCUCAACAUGUACCACUCUGCUGAUGAGAUCAAAGCUGCAGUCAUGAAGGUGGAAUACAUGGAGAAAGGUACCAUGACAGGUCUGGCACUAAAACACAUGCUGGAGAACAGCUUCUCUGAGGCAGAGGGCGCUCGUCCUGCCAGCCGUAACAUCCCCAGGAUCGGACUGGUCUUCACAGACGGACGCUCCCAGGACGACAUCACUGAGUACGCCAAGAAGGCCAAAGAAGCCGGCAUCACCAUGUACGCUGUGGGCGUUGGAAAAGCUGUGGAGGAUGAGCUUCGUGAGAUCGCAUCUGAGCCUGUGGAGAAACAUUUCUAUUACACCACCGACUUCACUGCCAUCAGCACCAUCGCUGAGAACCUCAAACUCAACGUCUGCCCAGAGGAGAGUCAGGGGGAGAUUGAGGUGAAGGACCCCUGUGCCUGUGAGAGUCUGGUGGAGUUCCAGCAGGCCACCAUGAGCAGCCUGGAGCAGCUCACACAGAAACUGGCUGGGAUGACUGCUCGUCUGGAGCAGCUGGAGAACCAGCUUCUCUCCAGGAAGUAAUGUAGUCGUCAGUGAGCGAACAGGACACCACAGAGGAAGAAUGACAGAAUGAGGAGGAGGAGGAGGAGGAAGAGGAGGAGGAGGAGGAGGACGGCACAUCCUGGAAAGAUCACUCACAGGGGAAAUCAGAAACCCUUCAAAUCAAUGGACAAUCCAAAGGGUCUUUUCACAAAGCCUCUGCAGCCUUCUCUACAUCUGUUGCUCUUCACGUUUAAGAGGAUGACAUUUAUCUGAACGCUUGUGAUAUAGAUUCAUAUUUCUGGUAUAGAUGUAAAUUACCUAAUUUGUACACUUUAUGUCUUUCAAAAAACACAACAACACUACAUCUGUUUUCUCUCCUGUCACUGUGCAAAGCAGUUGUUGUAAGACGAAAAACAAACGCUUCCUUAAAACAGAUGAAUAAUACAUUUUCAUGAUUUCUCCAGGACGUCUGUUCACUUCUGGGAUUCUGUGCAUAUCUCUGCAAACUUACACUUUAUUAACAUGUGCCAACAAACAAACAGAAUUCAGGAUAAAUUCAACAUGUGUUGUUAACCUCCAUGUAACGUGUUAACACACUUCAUCUGUGCCGUCAGACGCACAAAGACGAUUGUAGACUUGUUGGUAUCUUUGUAAACUUGAUGUAACCAAUGUACUGUAGAUAUUAGAUACAAGCACAAACGUUUUCAUCAAACACAGUGUUCACACACCAUUCACCUGUUUCUCUUAGUGCCCUAUUUAUACUUGAUCUGUUUUGUACGGUUUGUUAAAUAUGAUGUAUUUAUAGCAGGUUUUUUGUUUUGUUUUUUACCAACAGUAGAAUAGCAAAUAAAAAAGUUGGAGGGGACAGAACAGGAGACAGCAAAAUGAAGUGUUGUUACCACUCCCAAUAUUAAAUUGGCCCGGGUCAUUUUCAUAUAAAGUCAUUACUCUUUUUUAAUCGCAGGCCUGACUGGCUUCGUAGUGGGGAGAAGUGGUGAAGAGGAUUCUGGGUUAGAUAUUGAAAAAAAGGGAAGUUAGAAGUGUAAAAUAUCACUAUUCACUAAAGCUGUGGUCUGUUGUUAAUUGAGGUGUUGAUAUUAGAAUCAAACUAUUUUACUCUGAAUAAAUCGGACUUUUCUUUCAUAAAUAAAAUUUGGGCACUGUAUGUAGAUUAAUACGACCACCUCAACUAUGCUACAUUUUCUAACUUGUAUAAAAAAAGACCACCACAGAUUUAUACCCCUUUAUAUUUGAAUGCCUGUAUGUUUUUGUAUAUUUUCUAAUAGCUUUACUUUUUUUGUAUUUUUCUGAUGAAUCCCUGUAUUACAGCACAGAGGGCAAUAAAGGAGUCAACUUUUCA
This is a messenger RNA of Lates calcarifer (barramundi perch), 3965 nucleotides long. It is a transcript of the gene matn4, whose product is annotated as matrilin 4. Lineage: Eukaryota; Metazoa; Chordata; Actinopteri; Centropomidae. The transcript has 17 exons. Bases 533 to 2644 code for a protein of 703 amino acids. Gene Ontology annotation, molecular function: calcium ion binding. The record is from RefSeq and is a predicted model, not a curated record.